AUGGGACCUUCCUGGACCCAGAAUUCCCUCACAGGUGCUCUCUGCCUGCCUGUGUUCUGGGCAGUCCUGUCACCUGCCUGUUGCUCCCAUGACCCACCGGUAUGGCGCUUCGCUUCCUCAGAAGUUGUGAUCCCCAGGAAGGUGCCCCACAGAAUGGACGGAAGCCAGACGCCAGACCAGCUCUCCUACAGCAUGCGCUUCCGCGGCCAAAGACACGUGAUCCACAUGAAGCUCAAGAGGAACUUUCUGCCCAGACACUUUCCUGUGAUUACCAACAAUGACCAGGGUGCCAUGCAGGACGACUACCCGUUUGUCCCUCGAGACUGUUACUAUUACAGUUACCUGGAGGGGGUUCCUGGUUCCACAGCCACGCUGGACACCUGCUCUGGAGGUCUGAGGGGCAUGCUGAAGGUGGAUGACUUUACUUAUGAAAUCAAACCACUGGAGGCUUCUUCCAAAUUUGAGCAUGUGGUUUCGCAGCUUGUGUCGCAAUACGUAUCAGAGGAAAAAGAAAAGUGUAACAUUGCAGAGGAAGAUGCAGAUCAAGUGCGCGAAGAGGUACAACUUGAUGAAAGUCCCAGAGCAAUCGCUGCCUAUCUGUGGCGGGUACAUAUGAAACAGGCAAAUAUUCACUACACAGUAAGUAACUCACUCUGGAUGCAGGAGAGAAAUCACAGUCGUAUUGUAGAGAAUAUAGUGAUUAUAAACAGCAUAAUACAUAGCAUUUACAGGCCAAUGGGAUUAAAUAUCUAUAUACGAGUUUUGUGCAUAUGGCAAGGGAUGGAUCAUGUGAACCUAGACAGCGAGGGAGCUUCCCACGUGAUAUCAUACUUUGGUUUAUGGAAACUAUAUGGAUGGUAUGAGCAUAUUCCUCAUUCGACUUCUAUGCUUCUUACCGGACAUCGAUUACAAAAUUCAAAUUAUUAUUCUAAUCAUAAUGGCAUAUGCAACCCCAAUUGGGGAGCAAUGUAUGCAUAUAUAGCGAGGUAUCACCGAUUUCUAGGUGCCGUACUUUUGGCACAUGCACUAGGUCAUAACAUUGGAAUGCCACAUGACUAUGAAGGUUGUGUCUGUUUUCGAAGAACCAGUUGUCUUAUGGCUCCUGUGCCUGCUCUUUUCGAUACAGCAAGUAAUUGUUCUUUUGAAGCGGUACACAAAAGGAUUCAUGGCUGGGAUGCUUGCUUGAGUUUGAGACUAAAGCCAUACCAUAAUUUUCCUUAUGUAGCUCCUCGUUGUGGAGACAAGAUAGUAAAUAACAAAGAGGAAUGUGACUGUGGCUCCCUUAAAGAAUGCACCACAACUAGGUGUUGUGCAACCAACUGUGUCUUGACUGUGGGCAGUGUGUGUGACGUGGGGGGAUGCUGUGCUCACUGUAAAUAUGCUCCUCCUGGAACUAUCUGCAGAGACAUGCUUGGUAUUUGUGAUCUGCCAGAAUACUGUAGUGGGACAGGGGAGAAAUGUCCCGACAACUUUUACAUCCAAGAUGGAACCCCAUGUUCACCAGUAGCUGUUUGUGUGAGAGGAAACUGCAGUGACCGAGAUUUGCAAUGUCAAGCUCUGUUUGGAUACAAAGUAAAAGAUGCUUCAUCACUAUGCUAUGAGAAAUUGAACGUCAAAGGUGACCGAUUUGGAAACUGUGGACUUAAGUUACAGAGACAGGGAAGUAUACCUGUACAAUGUGAAGCUGAUGAUGUUCUCUGUGGAAUACUGCACUGUAGUAGCCCUGAAAAAGUUCCAGGGGGAGGUGAGCACACAUCAUUUCAUGACAUAAUAGUAAAAGAAGCUAAAGAGGAGCAUUGCUUUGGUUAUGAUGUACACCACGGGACAGAGGUACCACAAAUGGCGCUUGUAGUAGAUGGUGCAACCUGCGGCCCAGGAAGAUACUGUCUUCGUCAGAAUUGUACUUUUCAUCAAGACAUGCAUUUUGACUGUGAUGUGAAGACAUGCAACUACAGAGGGGUGUGUAAUAAUGCAAAGCAUUGCCACUGUCUGCGUGGCUUUAAACCACCAACCUGUACAGAUAGAGGAAUAGGGGGCAGCGAGGAUAGUGGGCCUCCACCUGACAGAGAAGAAGGUAUUCGAGCCCAUAUACUUCUCAAUAUGAACAUGCAAUUACUUCUAAUUCUAAUUCGACUUGGUCUGCUGCUGGCUGCAAUUCUUGCUGGAGGGUUUACAAAAGCCAAAAGAGCUAUAGAAAAGAAAGUGUAUCAAGAUGAAUUUGAAAGUAACACUGAGUAA
Molecule: messenger RNA, 2238 nt
Organism: Fukomys damarensis (Damara mole-rat)
Lineage: Eukaryota; Metazoa; Chordata; Mammalia; Rodentia; Bathyergidae
Product: disintegrin and metalloproteinase domain-containing protein 20
Exons: 1
Coding region: 1-2238 (745 amino acids)
Biological process (GO): proteolysis; male gonad development
Cellular component (GO): sperm head plasma membrane; external side of plasma membrane; plasma membrane
Molecular function (GO): metalloendopeptidase activity
Source: RefSeq, a predicted model, not a curated record